Molecule: messenger RNA, 486 nt
Organism: Ostertagia ostertagi
Lineage: Eukaryota; Metazoa; Nematoda; Chromadorea; Rhabditida; Trichostrongylidae
Source: the annotation of a GenBank genome assembly
AUGUCUUACGAUUUGAAGAUCUCCGAGUCACCAGCCUACGCUCCAUUCUUUGGAUAUAUGGGAGCUGCAUCAGCGCAGGUGUUCACCGUUCUGGGUGCUGCCUACGGAACAGCGAAGUCAGCUGUUGGAAUCUGUGCGAUAGGUGUAAUGAGGCCAGAGCUCAUAAUGAAGUCUAUGAUUCCAGUUAUUAUGGCUGGAAUCAUCGGCAUUUAUGGACUUGUUGUGGCAAUUGUGGUACGUGGUAAGAUUAAACCCGCCAGUUCGGGUUACACACUCAAUGACGCAUUCGGGCAUCUUGCUGCUGGUAUCACCUGCGGAUUGUGUGGUCUGGGAGCAGGAUAUGCUAUAGGAAUUGUCGGAGACGCCGGAGUCCGUGGAACGGCUUUGCAACCGCGUCUGUUUGUGGGAACCGUACUCAUUCUCAUUUUCUCAGAGGUACUCGCUCUUUAUGGUAUGAUCGUGUCACUCAUCCUCACUAUGGGGUGA